Ogataea philodendri is the source of this 3057-nucleotide messenger RNA. RefSeq lists its product as uncharacterized. Gene Ontology annotation, cellular component: nucleus; chromatin. Gene Ontology annotation, molecular function: histone binding; ATP binding; ATP hydrolysis activity. NCBI's taxonomy places the organism in Eukaryota, Fungi, Ascomycota, Pichiomycetes, Pichiales, Pichiaceae. Gene Ontology annotation, biological process: regulation of transcription by RNA polymerase II; nucleosome organization. The transcript has a single exon. The coding region runs from base 1 to 3057 and encodes 1018 amino acids. The record is from RefSeq and is a predicted model, not a curated record.
AUGCCAGACAAGACGGAGACGCUCCAGCAACGCAAAAAGAGAUUCUUUCUCCAGUCCGAUGCGAAAACAGAGCGUCUGAAGGAUGUUGAGGACAGCACCAAGCGGUUCAAGUAUCUUCUGAACCUGACGCAUCUGUUCCGGCACUUUAUCGAUUUGAACGCGUCCAAGGAUAAGAAGCUGAUGAAUCUGAUUCGCCAGAUUGAUUCGCAGAACAGCAGCGGCAAGAAGGCGAAGAAGAGCGGCUCGGGCCGUAGACGGAAGUCAGAGAAGGAGGAAGAUGCGGAGUUGAUCCACGACGAAGAGUUUGAGGAGGAUACAACGGUUCUUACAGAGUCUCCUUCCUACAUCCAAGGUAAGCUCAGAGACUAUCAGAUUCAGGGACUCAACUGGCUCAUUUCAUUGUAUGAGAACCGUUUGUCCGGAAUUCUCGCUGACGAGAUGGGUUUGGGUAAAACGCUGCAGACAAUAUCUUUUCUCGGGUUUUUGCGCUACUACAAGGGAAUCGAUGGACCGUUCAUCGUGGUUGUUCCGAAAUCGACGUUGGACAACUGGAGAAGAGAGUUUGCCAAGUGGACGCCGGACGUGAACGUUCUGGUGCUGCAAGGUAACAAGGAGGAGCGGGCCGAGCUAUUGAAUGAUAGAUUAAUGGAGGCUGAUUUUGAUGUGUGCAUCACCUCGUUCGAAAUGGUGAUCCGCGAGAAAUCGAAGCUCGGAAAGGUCAGAUGGGAGUACAUCAUCAUCGACGAAGCGCACAGAAUCAAAAACGAGGAGAGCGCGUUGUCGCAAAUCAUCCGGUUGUUCUACUCCAAACACAGACUUCUAAUUACAGGAACUCCUCUUCAGAACAAUUUGCAUGAGCUUUGGGCUCUUUUGAAUUUCAUUUUACCAGAUGUUUUUGGCGAUGACGAGGUAUUCAACGAAUGGUUUGAAGGCCAAGGAGAAGAAGACCAGGACCAGGUUGUCAAAAAGUUGCACAAGGUGUUGUCACCUUUCCUUUUGAGAAGAGUCAAAAGCGAUGUCGAGAAAUCGUUGCUUCCAAAAGUUGAAAUUAAUGUUUACGUUGGUAUGACAGAUAUGCAAGUCAAGUGGUAUAGAAAUCUUCUGGAGAAAGACAUCGACGCUGUCAACGGAGCUGUUGGUAAGAGAGAGGGAAAGACCAGAUUACUGAACAUUGUGAUGCAGUUGCGAAAAUGUUGCAACCACCCUUAUUUGUUCGAAGGAGCAGAGCCAGGACCUCCAUUUACAACAGACGAGCACCUUGUGUACAACUGCGGCAAGAUGAUCGUUUUGGACAAACUAUUGAAAAAGCUUCAAAGCGAAGGUUCCAGAGUGCUUAUUUUCUCCCAGAUGAGCAGACUGUUAGACAUUUUGGAAGAUUACUGCUAUUUCAGAGGAUACGAGUAUUGUCGUAUUGACGGAUCCACUGCCCAUGAAGACCGUAUUCAGUCCAUUGAUGACUUCAACAAGCCCAACUCUGACAAAUUCAUUUUCCUGCUUACCACAAGAGCAGGUGGAUUGGGUAUCAAUUUGACCACUGCCGACGCGGUCGUUUUGUAUGACUCCGACUGGAAUCCGCAGGCAGACUUGCAAGCCAUGGAUCGUGCUCACAGAAUUGGACAGAAAAAGCAGGUCAAGGUCUAUAGAUUCGUCACUGAGAACGCUAUUGAGGAGAAAGUUUUAGAAAGAGCUGCACAGAAACUGCGUUUGGACCAACUUGUUAUUCAACAAGGCCGUACGAAUAACAAGGCUACCUCGCAGAGCAUUGGAAACACCAAGGAUGAUUUAUUGGGAAUGAUUCAGCACGGUGCACAGGAUGUCUUCAACAACAAGUCCUCGAACGCCGAGUUGGACACAGACAUUGAGGCCAUUUUGAACAAGGGUAAGGAAAAGACGGAUUCCUUGAAUGUGAAGUACGCCAAGCUGGGUCUGGACGAUUUGCAAAACUUCACGUCGGACUCGUCUGCUUACGAGUGGAACGGACAGAACUUUGCCAAACGGGAGAACUCAACUCUUGAUUUGUGGGUCAACCCGUCCAGAAGACACAGAAAGGAGCAUCAGUACUCCGUGGACAAUUAUUACAAAGACGUGUUACAGAACGGUCGCCCUUCGCCAUAUAAAGGGCCUAAGCAGUACCACAUCCAGGAUUUCCAGUUCUAUCCUCCGCAACUGAAAGGACUGUUGGAGAAGGAGCAAUUAGCAUACAAGAAAAAGAUUGGUUUCCAGGCACCGUUGCUGGACGGACUGGACAGCGAAGAUGAGUUUGUUGCGAGCGACGACGAGACCAAGGCGGAUCGUGGCGAAAGAAUGGAGCGGAGCAAACAGCAGCAACGCGAUGAGCAGGAGAAAAUAGACAACGCCGAAGAACUUACAGAGGAGGAGCAGACUCUCAAAGACGAGCUUUUAACCCAGGGAUUCGACAACUGGAAUAAGCGUGACUUUUUGUCGUUUGUUCACAGCUGUGCAAGACACGGGUCCAAGAGCUACACGGCGAUAGCCACUGAUUUGAGAACAAAGUCUGUUGAAGAUGUUGCCAAGUACAGUGAGGUGUUCUGGCAAAGGUACCGAGAGAUCGAUGGCUGGGAGAAGUAUGUUAACCAGAUUGAGCAGGGAGAGAAGAAGAUCCAGAAGAUUUUGUUACAACAGGAAAUUCUUUGGGAUAAAGUUCGCCAAUACGAAGCUCCAUUGCAGGACCUAAACAUCAUCUAUCCGCCAAACAACUCAAAGAGACUGUAUACAGAGGUUGAAGACCGGUUCUUGUUGCUUAAGGUGAACGAGUACGGACUCAGCAGGAAGAAUCUGUACGACUUGAUCAAGGCAGACAUAAUGAAGGAGGACGAGUUCAGAUGUGCGUUCUACUUCAAGUCCAGAUCGAGCAUUGAGCUGAGCAGAAGAGUGGCUACAUUGCUGCUGGCUUUGACGAGAGAGGUCGAGAACCCGGCUUCGUUGAAACGGAAGCCAAAGAAGCCAAAAGGAGUCGAAAACGAAAGUCGUCAGGAUAGCGCAGAGCCGAUCGACCUUGCAUCGGACGACCGUGAGGUCAAGAGGCCCAAGAAAUGA